CCCCCUGCAGUAUGACCUUCUGUGGUAUCGGGGCCAAUAAGUACGUGGAGGCCAACAUUUCCCAGAAGUCUCGGACUACAGUGAAGUACACGAUGAAGACUCUGGCCAGCAUCGCUGAGACCAUCAUCUUCAUCUUUCUGGAUCGCUCGCGGACAGAGUGGGCUGGGACUGGGCCCUGGGUGUCCUGCACCCUCAUCUUCAUCUUAGAUCUUCGCCAGGCCGUUGGUGUGAUUGGCCAGACCUGGGUUCUGAACCGAUUCCGCCUCGUCCCAUUGGAUAAGAUCGACCAGGUGGUGAUGUCGUACGGCGGCCUGCGGGGGGCGGUGGCGUUCGCUCUGGUGGUGCUGCUGGACGGCCAGCAGGUCAAAGCCAAGGAUUACUUCGUCGCCACGACGAUCGUGGUCGUCUUCUUCACCGUCAUGUUCCAGGGUCUGACCAUCAAACCUCUGGUAAACUGGCUCAAAGUGCCUCGCUCCACCAGCAGAAAGCCGACCAUCAACGAGGAGAUACACGAGAGGGCCUUUGAUCACAUUCUGACAGCAGUGGAGGACAUUGCAGGACUGCAGGGAUACCACCACUGGAGAGACAAGUGGGAGCAGUUUGAUAAGAACUACCUGAGUAAGCUGCUGUUGAGGAAGUCUGUGUACAGGAAGAGUGAACUGUGGGAGGCCUAUCAGAAGAUCAACAUCCGGGACGCCAUCAGUGUCAUCGACCAGGGGGGGAACGUCCUGACUUCAGCCAGACUGUCUCUGCCCUCGAUGGCCAGCAGGGCCUCGUUCCCCGAGGUCACCAACGUCACCAACUACCUGCGAGAGAACGGCAGCGGGGUGUGUCUGGACCUCCAGGUGAUCGAUAAUGUCCCCGGAGCCAAAGUGGAAGAAGACUCGGAGACACACCAUGUCCUCACGGGGAACCUUUACAAGCCCAGGAGACGGUAUCAGUCCCACUACAGCCGUCACUUCAUGCCUCUGGGGGAGAAGGAGCGCCAGGACCGGGAGGUGUUUCAGAGGAACAUGAAGAUCCGCAUGGAGACGUUCAAAUCCACCCGACACAAACGCCACAAGAAGGAGCGCAGCCUCAAGAAGCGGCGAGGAUCAGACGCCAAGGAGGACGGCAACGACAAACCCCGACGCAACGUCAGCUGGCACGACAAGAAUCCGGUGGUGGUUGCUGUGGAGACCGAUGAGGACCGAGCUGAACAUUCAGACCCCGAGAAGGAGGAAGACGUCGGGAUCACCUUCGUCGCUCGCAAGGUGGAGACGCCAAAACAACCACCCAAAUCAGCAGCUGUGGACGGGAGUCAGAGUCCCUCCGCUGACCCCCCCUCCCCCCCCAGCGGUGACAGCAGCCACCUCCCGUGGAAGGCGAGCGUGGGCUCGCCCCCCCCCUGCGUGUCGGUGGAGGCGACUAAGAUCAUCCCGGUGGACCUGCAGCAGGCCUGGAACCAGAGCAUCUCGUCCCUGGAGAGCAUCUCCUCGCCCCCGGCCCCCCCCGAGCCGCUGCACCCCCGCGUCAGCGCCCUGGCCAGACUGGGGGCGCCACGGCCGGCCUCCUACACGCCACCGGGCAGCGCUGCCGGCAGCGCCGCCGGUAGCGCCGCGUCCAUUGCUAUCGGAUCACAGCUGCCACAGGGCUCGUUCUGCUUCCCCGAGAGGAAGAAGAAAGCGGAGGAGGAGGAGGAGAAUGAGGAGGAGGAGAAAGAGGAGGAGAUGGGGGUGCAGGAGCUGCAGCCCCUCAUGGCGUCUCUGAGGCCGCCGGCGCUGCCUCCGGCGCCGCCCGGCCCCACGCCAACCACCGGGCGGAGGAGGAACCCCUGCGUCUACCUGAGGAGCCUGGUGACCACCCCACAGCCAGGCAGUGGAGAGCUGUACAGCAGGGGGCCCACACAGCUGUAACACACAUACACACACAGAGACACACACAUACACACAGAGACACACACAUACAGAGACACACACACACACAC
Molecule: messenger RNA, 1966 nt
Organism: Perca fluviatilis (European perch)
Lineage: Eukaryota; Metazoa; Chordata; Actinopteri; Perciformes; Percidae
Gene: slc9a5
Product: solute carrier family 9 member A5
Biological process (GO): sodium ion transport; regulation of pH; proton transmembrane transport
Cellular component (GO): membrane
Molecular function (GO): sodium:proton antiporter activity
Source: RefSeq, a predicted model, not a curated record